Messenger RNA from Lethenteron reissneri (Far Eastern brook lamprey), 1335 nucleotides. Its product is annotated as embryonal Fyn-associated substrate-like. NCBI's taxonomy places the organism in Eukaryota, Metazoa, Chordata, Hyperoartia, Petromyzontiformes, Petromyzontidae. Gene Ontology annotation, cellular component: cytoplasm; plasma membrane. Gene Ontology annotation, molecular function: protein binding. Gene Ontology annotation, biological process: cell surface receptor protein tyrosine kinase signaling pathway; cell migration. The record is from RefSeq and is a predicted model, not a curated record.
GCGCCGUGGCCGCAGAGCAGCUGACGCCCCUUCCUCGUCCUCACCCUCCACGUGCUGCUCAGAGAUUUAAAGGGAUCUCGGCAUUCCAGCCAGGCGCCCGGGAUCUUAGAGGCACUUUGCGUCGCCGAGUUUUUAUUUCAGUAUUCUGGGGGUUUUGUUUGACGUCAGAAGAGGAGAGAAAGUUUUUGCGCGCGAGGAUGAUGGCGUGCGGGCGCGUGUUGGCGUGCGCGCUCUACGACAACGAGGCGGAGUCUCCCGACGAGCUGCACUUCCGGAAGGGCGACGUGCUGGAGGUGGUGGCGCGCGACGGCGCCGCCCUGCCCGGCUGGUGGCUCUGCUCGCUGCACGGCCACCGGGGACUCGUGCCGGCCAACCGCCUCGCCCUGCUGGCCCCGUCCUGCGGCGGCUCGUCCCCGCCCGGCCCGAGCUUCCCCGCGUCCGCCGCCAUCGCGGCGCCCUGCGCGUCGUCGCCGUCGCGCUCGUCGCCGUCGCGCUCGCCGCGCUCGCCAUGCGGUUGUCUCGGCGCCGGCCCCGCGCCGGUCCGGGGCUCGGGCCUCGGGGCCCGGGGCAACAACUCCCCGAGCCCGCGGCCGCACGGCGACGCCGGCCUGGGGACGCCCGCCGCGUGGAACGACGGCGCCGGCUUCGCUCGCCUCGCCGGGAAGCACUCGCACUAUGAGGUGCCCCCAGGCGCCGUGCGAGCGCAGAGCCUCGCCUCGUCACACAUGUACGACGUCGCCUCGUCACGCAUGUAUGACGUCCCCUCGUCAGCGCUGCACUGGACGCACCACUGCCCUGCCGAGAGUGACUACGACGUGCCCAAGUCCGCGAGGACGGCGGCGUGCGGCGACCGCGCCGAGUACGACGUCCCCAAGCCCGCCGCGGCCGUGGCGGCGAUGAUGGCGGCGGCAGGGAACCACGGCGGCGCCGGCGGCUGCUGCUGCCGGCCGGACGCCGACUACGACGUCCCCGUGCCGAGCCGCUGGCCCGACGGGGCGGCGCGCGUGGCCGCGGCGGGGACGUGCGCCGCCGCCGCCUCCGUGCCGCUUCUCCGGCGGGCUCUACGACAGCCCCAGGGCCGGGCGACGGUGCCCCGGCGCGGGCGGCUUCGAGAACGGGCACGGCGCGGGCGGCGGUGGCGGCAGGGCGGCUGCGGGCUACGUGUACGACAUUCCGCCCCAGGUGAGCAGAGACGGCCCGGCACGUGACCGCUUCCCCUGCACGGAAAUCUCUCGGCUCUCUCUCCCGGUCGCCACCACCACCGCCACCAGCGCGAUCGGCACCACCGCCAGCCCCACGAUCACCGCAAGUUCGGGCCGCGACUCUGGCCUCGGC